AUGUGCAUCAUUGUCAAACUGGCGUGGUCGGCAGCAACAGAUAGCUGCAUUAAAAACCGAAUUGAGAAACUGCAGUCUCAACUCAAUUCAAGAACAAUUUCUCAUUCAGAAGACCUAAUUUACAAGCCUACUGAAGAGGACGAAACAUUUUCCGGUGCAACUUCAUUUGGCGUUAGCUACCUACAGGAUGAUAACGAUUUAUGUACACGUAAACUGUAUGAUACACCAUCUACGCUGAAUCGCCUUACAGAACGGGAUUUGACUAAAUCUUCUGAAAAACAGUUACAAAAUGAUAAAAGACGUCUAGAGGAUGAUCUUAACUCGACAAAAAGCAAACUUCAGAAAACUAAGCAACGUGUCAACAGUCUCCUGCAGGAGAGAAAGGAGCUGAAACAACAGAUUAUUUUCCUUGUACAAAAAGGAAAACAUGACGAUGAACUGGUAGAAUCACUUGUUCAGCGUACUGGAGACCUACAAAGAGAGUUAACUAAUAUGAGUCAUCUGAAUACAGAGAAAGAACAAGACAUAGAAAUGCUUAAACAAAAAUUGUCGAGUCUAGAACAAAGAAAAGAUAUGGAGGUUGGAAAACUAAACGAAAUAAUUGCUGAGAAAAAUGAAAAUAUGGAAAAAUUGAACCAACUUCUUACCGAAACCAAACAAAAACAAUUAGAUGAAUUAAACCGCGAUAUGAAUGAAGCUGAGUAUGAUGGAAAAGUAAAAAAUAAUUCCUCAUAUACUGGUAGUGAGUGUGAACUUGUUUCAAGUUUCACCAUUGAACGUAAUGGAUUCUUAACGUUGGUGGCAAAUAUGGAAUCUAGAAUUGGAGAACUUCUUUGUCAAAUAAAUACACUGGAGAUGCAAAAUGCUAAACUGGUACGCAGAAAUGAAGAAAAACAAAAUUCGAAGACCAAAAUUUCCACCGCAAUAACAUCUAAACACAAAACAACAAAUACUAGCGAUAACAGAGCAAAUGAGAAUGAUGCAGUGCUGGACUAUUUACUGCACAAUGAUUACUUGAAAGAUGCAAUCUCCCAGUGUAAUUUAUCAGCUCACUCAGCCAAAAUAAUAACCAAACGCAUAAAAGAACUACAAAAUGCACUUUACAAUUCUCAAGAUGAGAUAACAAGUUUAAAAGGUAGUCUAAAAUUGACACUAUAUUAUCGUAAAGAAGAUUUAAAAUUGGUUAUGCAAAUGGUUGACGAUAUACGAAGACAAAAUAAAAAUGGGGCAAUUUGA
Messenger RNA from Heterobilharzia americana, 1236 nucleotides. The record is from the annotation of a GenBank genome assembly. NCBI's taxonomy places the organism in Eukaryota, Metazoa, Platyhelminthes, Trematoda, Strigeidida, Schistosomatidae.